Messenger RNA from Coccinella septempunctata (seven-spotted ladybird), 1047 nucleotides. Its product is annotated as protein ABHD11. NCBI's taxonomy places the organism in Eukaryota, Metazoa, Arthropoda, Insecta, Coleoptera, Coccinellidae. Gene Ontology annotation, cellular component: mitochondrion. Gene Ontology annotation, molecular function: catalytic activity. Bases 86 to 1006 code for a protein of 306 amino acids. The transcript is spliced from 4 exons. The record is from RefSeq and is a predicted model, not a curated record.
GAACUGUCACUGUCAGUGACGUUUGAACAAGAACUAACCUCAAUAAAAUUUUCAAAAUUUCAGUGGGAUCGAUUCAAAACCAAACAUGAAAUUCUUAACACAAUCUUUUUUGAAAUUGAGGAAACUGCAACAUAGACAAUUAUGUAAUGAGGCACGCUUAGAACCAGUCAAAUUGGCUUAUGCAACGUAUGAAAAUACCUUGCCAGUUCAGGAUAUCCAUCAGAACCCCCUGGUAGUAAUGCACGGUUUGUUCGGCUCCAAAUCGAACUGGAACAGUUUGUGUAAAGUUUUUCAACAAAAAACAAAACCUUCUAGGAAAAUCAUUGCUUUAGACGCAAGGAAUCACGGAGAUAGCCCUCAUGAUCCACACCAUUCAUACGAGUUGUUGGCACUCGAUUUGAAGAAUUUUUUCGACAGUGUAGGCAUUGAAAAAGCUUCCGUUUUAGGUCAUUCGAUGGGUGGAAGAACUGCCAUGUUAUUUGCGUUGAAAUAUCCGGAAUUGGUUGAGAAAUUGAUUGUGGUUGAUAUAUCUCCUAUAUCAACAAGCCCAGAUAUUAGUUCGAUGCCGAUUUACAUGCGGGCAUUGAAUAGCCUCAAAAUACCAAGCAAUAUUCCUUUAUCUAGGGCAAGAUUAGCAGCUGACUUACAGCUUGUGGAAGGUGGCAUUACCGACAAAAAUUUGAGAGCCUUUUUGCUCACGAAUCUUAUUCAGACGCAGAACGGAAGUUUUAAUUGGAGAGUCAACAUACCAGCGUUGCUGAUGAAUCUGGAUAAUAUAAAGAGAUUCCCGUAUGAAAAAGGAAAAGUUUUUGAUGGACCUACAUUAUUUAUUGGUGGCUCUAGCUCAGACUAUAUAAAGAAAGAAGAUAUUCCUGGCAUAAAAAACAUUUUUCCAAAUUCUGCUGUUCAAUAUAUUGAAGGGGCAGGACAUUGGUUACACAGCGAAAAACCAACAGAAUUUCUACAACUCAGUGUAGAAUUUUUGAAUAGACCAAAUACUAGUUGAUUAUUAUAUCUAUAUAUUUUUAAUAUAUUAUGUUGACCGCA